Molecule: messenger RNA, 342 nt
Organism: Spodoptera littoralis (African cotton leafworm)
Lineage: Eukaryota; Metazoa; Arthropoda; Insecta; Lepidoptera; Noctuidae
Source: the annotation of a GenBank genome assembly
AUGAAAUCGAUUAUCCUCGUCGCCCUCGCCCUCGUGGCUGUAGCCGUGGCAGUCCCCGUCGUCCCUGAGGAGGUCAAGAUCGUUCGGUCUGAUUACCAGCAGCAGCCUGAGGGUAGCUACCAAUUCGGAUAUGAAGCUGAAAAUGGCAUCGUCCGUGACGAGGUCGGUGAAUUGAAGGAAGCUCUGGAUGAGGAGAACAAGCCCCACAAGGUCGUUGUUGUCCGCGGAUCUUUCAGCUACCCCGGAGAGGACGGCAAACCCAUUUCCAUCUCUUACUUCGCUGACGAGAGCGGAUUCCACGCGGAAGGAGACUCCAUCCCCAAGGUCCCCGCCAGGAGAUAA